This is a messenger RNA of Miniopterus natalensis, 2444 nucleotides long. Lineage: Eukaryota; Metazoa; Chordata; Mammalia; Chiroptera; Miniopteridae. The record is from RefSeq and is a predicted model, not a curated record.
CCGCUCUCUCCGCUCGGCUCGAUGGUGACGGUGUCGCCUAGCGGCUGUUUGGCGACCCUUCGCUUCGGUCUGGCGCGCGAAACCUGCUCGGAGGUUAUGGAUGAUAAGCCCAGUCCUGGAACUGUGAGUGAGGGCUCAGAACAUCUCUUCUCCUUUGGAGUUAUAGCAGAUAUUCAAUAUGCUAAUUUAGAAGAUGGCUAUAAUUACCAAGGAAACAGAAGAAGGUACUACAGACAUAGUCUUCUUCACUUACGGGGUGCUAUUGAACACUGGAAUAAAGAAAGUCAUCCACCCUGUUGUGUACUCCAGCUUGGAGAUAUCAUCGAUGGCUAUAACGCGCAAUAUAAAGCAUCUGAAAAGUCACUAGAACUUGUUAUGAACGUGUUUCAAAUGCUUAAAGUUCCAGUUCAUCACACAUGGGGAAAUCAUGAAUUCUAUAACUUCAGCAGGGACUAUUUAACAAACUCUAAACUGAACACAAAGUUUCUAGAAGACCAGAUUGAACAGCAUCCCGAGACUGUGCCCACAGGGAGUUUUUAUGCUUAUCAUUUUGUACCGUUCCCCAAAUUCCGCUUCAUUUUACUCGAUUCUUAUGACUUGAGUGUCUUGGGCGUGGAUCAGACUUCUCCAAAAUACCAGCAGUGUCUGAAGAUGCUGAAGGAGCACAAUCCAAAUAGGGAAUUGAAUAGUCCUCAAGGACUUCCUGAGCCUCAGUUUGUCCAGUUUAAUGGAGGAUUCAGCCAAGAACAACUGAAUUGGUUGAAUGAAGUCCUUACAUUCGCUGACACAAACCAAGAAAAGGUGGUGAUCGUGAGUCAUCUUCCCAUUUACCCAGAGGCCUCUGACACUGUAUGCCUGGCCUGGAAUUACCAAGAUGCGCUCACGGUCAUUUGGUCUCAUACAUGUGUGGUGUGUUUCUUCGCCGGUCACACUCAUGAUGGUGGCUACUCUGAGGAUAUUUUUGUUCUGGAGUCAGAAGUCUGAAAUUAUUUUCACUGGGCUGAGAUCGAGAUGGUGUUAGGGCGAUGCUCCAUUUUGCUAUAUAAGGUAACAUUCAUAGUUCCUGGAGAUUAGGGCCGGGAUGUCUUUGAGGGCCAUUAUUCACCCUACCUCCGAGGUGACUGUAAGGUACUCCCUGCGCUCACCAACUUUUUGAUGGUGAGACAGCUCCCUAAAUAUAAGGGUGUGAAGGAAGGACUGUGGGAAUGUGGAGUAGGAAUUUGCUUUUGUUUGAGGGGUUAGGGAUGACUUCAAGAAGAAAGACACGGUUUAAAUGGGUGCGGAAGUGCAUGUCACAUAGAUGGAAGAGCAUAAGCAGAGGCAUUGAAGGAUAUGCUGAGUUUGGGAGAUGCCAGUAGUGCCAUGAGCAGUCACCAGAAGUUGCUGGGGUAGGGCAAGAAAGAAAGCAGGAAAAGGUUAGGCGAGGGCUAUGUGGGAAGAGCCUUGAAUGGCCAGCAGAGUUCGAGUUUAACUUGCCAUGCAGUGUGAGGAGCCCUCAGACUCCAGAGCUGGGCAAUAUAUGAUUAGGUUUGUGUUUGAGUCCAGGCAGUAGAUAAUGAGAGGCUGGUGUACAAGAGUGAUAAUGGGAAGAAAAAAGAUUGGGGCGAGAAGACAGGUUUUGAUAAUAGAAAAUUAAACUUACUAAUAAUACUUCAAUUGAGAAGUAGAGCUUAAAAGUAAUUUCAGUAAUGCUCUUUUUUAAAGGCGGUACUCUACCAAAAGUUCCUUUUAUAUACUUAUGGAGAUUUAAAAGGAACUAUAUAUUCACAGAAUUCACAGUGUGUUAUGGGAGAUGCAGAUAUGAUGAAAGUGUACUUGAACAUUACUUCUUUUUUUCCAGUUGGAACGUUACUGUCUUUUAAGCACAGAAUCAAACAUGACAUGGAGGAUGGGUUGGUUCUAUAUAGAAUUUGCAAAUACGUCCAUUUCUUAAGUUAUCCUAAAAGGUAUAAAAGCCAUAAAUAUACAGAAUAAAUACACACUGGAAUACUGAAACCCUUAAAAUGAAUUUCACUUUGCUUUAAUAGCAACUAGCUUCCCCCUCUCCUUUUACCUUAUCUAAAUCUUGAUCAAGAAUUUCUGACUGUCCAGUGGCCAUUGUGUAAAAUAAAACACAUGCAUACCUCCUAUAACAAACAUUUACAUAAGACUUAAUAUUGUAUUAAAGGAUAUAAAAAUAGAGACAAACUACCAGGCUCAUUUUCACUCUCCUGACAUACAAUUGGUGCUAAUACUUUUUGAGUGAAAUGUUUCCUAAGUCUCAUGAACCAGUGUCUUGACUACGGAGUUUAAUGCUAGCCUGUGUGAAAAGAUUGCCAUCCAGAUGCUCCAAAACAGCACUGACCAACAGAAAUGUAACAUGAGCCACAUAAGUAAUUUAAAAUAUUUUAGCAGUCACAUUUAAAACAGUAAAUAGAAACACAUAAAAUGAACUUUAAUAUAUU